Molecule: messenger RNA, 4030 nt
Organism: Tarenaya hassleriana
Lineage: Eukaryota; Viridiplantae; Streptophyta; Magnoliopsida; Brassicales; Cleomaceae
Product: DExH-box ATP-dependent RNA helicase DExH8
Exons: 14
Coding region: 109-3153 (1014 amino acids)
Biological process (GO): maturation of SSU-rRNA from tricistronic rRNA transcript (SSU-rRNA, 5.8S rRNA, LSU-rRNA)
Cellular component (GO): nucleolus; intracellular anatomical structure
Molecular function (GO): RNA binding; ATP binding; metal ion binding
Source: RefSeq, a predicted model, not a curated record
ACGGACUUGCAGUUGCAGUGUUCUUUUUCAGGGCGCUGCUUAGCGGAGGAGGAGGAGGAGAGCAGAGGCCGUGGAGACUAGGGAGAGAGAUCGUAGGCUUCUUCGAAAAUGGUGGUUUCUUCGCCGACUUCAUCUUCCACCUCUGCGCAGUCGUCGCAGUUUUCUUCAUCAAACUUCUCGUGGCUUCCGGUUAUGGGCCUCAGGAGGAAAAUCGUCGAGAAAAUCUGCGAGAAUCGCGUCACUCUCAUCGUCGGCGAGGCCGGUUGCGGGAAGAGCUCGCAAGUCCCGCAAUUCCUCCUGGAAGAGAACAUGUCACCCAUUUUGUGUACACAGCCAAGGAGAUUUGCUGUUGUAGCUGUUGCUAAGAUGGUUGCCAAAUCCCGCAACUCUGAAUUGGGUGGAGAAGUUGGUUACCACAUUGGUCACUCCAAGGUCUUGUCAGAAAGAUCGAAAAUUGUUUUCAAAACUACUGGAGUUCUGUUGGAUGAAAUGCUCGACAAAGGGUUGAAGGCACUGAAGUACAAGGUUAUCAUUCUCGAUGAAGUGCAUGAAAGAUCUGUGGAGUCAGAUCUUGUUCUUGUAUGUGUGAAGCAAUUUCUCAUGAAGAAUCAUGACCUCAGGGUGGUCUUGAUGUCUGCAACUGCUGAUACGGCAAGGUACAGGGACUACUUUAGGGAACUUGGCCGGGGUGAACGAGUUGAAGUGAUUGCCAUUCCUAGCUCUGGUCAGAAUACAUUGUUCCAGAGGAGAGUCUAUUACCUUGAGCAGGUUGCAGGACUUCUUGAGGUGGAUUCUGAACUGUCAACUUACUCGCCUGGUCCAAGUCCAUCUACAGCCAAUACUGAAAUCAAUCCUGCACUACAGCAACUUAUUCAUGACCUUAUCUUAUAUAUUCAUAAAAAUGAACCAGAUAUUGAAAAGAGCAUUUUGGUUUUCCUUCCAACGUAUUACUCCCUCGAGCAGCAAUGGUAUUGCCUGAAGCCAUUUCAGUCAUCGUUUGAGGUACACAUAUUACAUAGGAGUAUUGACACUGAGCAAGCCCUAAGAGCUAUGAAGAUAUGCAAAUCUCGUCGAAAGGUAAUCUUGGCCACAAAUAUUGCGGAGUCAUCUGUGACAAUACCCAAAGUAGCCUAUGUCAUUGACUCGGGCAGAUCUCUUCAAGUCUUCUGGGAUGCUUCCAGGAAAACUGAUGCUACUCAGCUUGUUUGGGUCUCUAGGUCUCAGGCUGAACAACGUGGAGGGAGGACUGGUCGAACUUGUGAUGGUGAGGUUUAUCGCUUGGUACCAAGUGCCUUCUUCAACAAGCUUGAAGAACACGAGUCCCCGGCUAUAAUUAAGUUGUCACUGAGACAACAAGUUCUUCAUAUAUGCUGCACAGAGACCAAAGUAAUUAAUGAUCCUAAAGCCUUGCUGGCGAAAGCUAUGGAUCCACCAAAGCCUGGCGUUGUUGAAGAUGCAUUGAAUGUGCUAAUAAGCAUGCAAGCAUUGAGGAGAUUGCCUAGGGGACGGUAUGAGCCCACAUUUUAUGGGCAGUUGCUAGCGAGCUUUCCAUUGUCUUUUGAUGCCUCUGUACUUGUUGUCAAGUUUGGUGAAAUGGGAAUGAUACGAGAAGGAAUUCUACUCGGUGUACUGAUGGAUAUGCAGCCACUGCCCAUUUUUCAUCCAUUUGGAGAUGAAUCUCUGUUUAUGUGGUAUGUCCAUUGCUAUUUCGGUGGAGAUAGCAGCAAGACCAUCUCAGGUGGCCGGAGGGAGCAUGUACUUUUGGCAAACCUGUGUGCCUUUCAGUUUUGGCAGCGAGUAUUUAAGGAUAAGCUUCGUCUUGAACACUUGAAACAAGUUUUGGCUGAAGACAAAGCCAAGGAUGUGAAGUUGAUGUUUCCCGAGAUUGAACAAGAGUGGUGUGAUUCCCACAAUCUUGUCCGGUCAUCACUGUAUAAUGUGUCUGAGUUGUAUGAAGAUAUGAUCAGCUCUUUGCAUCGAUUCAGACCCGACUUUCUGAGUUACUCUGAUGCUGUCCCAACCUAUUACAAGUCAUACAACUUUGAUCAUGAAUGCUAUCUCGAGUGCCAGCUGUGUGAGGAUACAUAUCUGGACGCUGGGGAUGAAGAAAAUGUUGAAGCACCCCAUGGAACAAAAAAGUGUUUGUCAUUUCCAUUUGUUGAUCCGAAUGCAUUUGAGACCAAUGCUGUUGCGAGAACCAUGACUAGCGUUGUCAAGGAGAUAAGAGCACAGUGUGCGCAAGAUGUGUCUGAUAACCAGCAUAGAGCAGUCGAUAUAGGUGGUGAACAUACUGAUGAAGGAGAGAUGCCAGUCUGUGUAUAUUUUCUGAAGGGAUCCUGCAAUAGAGGUGAUAGCUGCACGUUUUCUCAUGUUCUUCAGUCAAAGAGACCACCCUGCAAAUUCUUCUCGACAUUGCAGGGCUGUCGAAAGGGAGAUUCCUGUUUGUUUUGGCAUGACCAGCAAAGGACAGGCUCAUACCAUAUAGCUCCAUGCUUGCCGGAAGACGAGAAUUCUCAUGCACCUCCCCUUGUGGAGCUAUUUCCGAUAUCUGGAGGAGGAUGCAUUCUUGUGUUUGACGACACGGACAUGCGUUUCACCUCAGCCAUAGCCAAUCACUACGAGGCAUGGAGAAUACUUGCGACAUCAUCUCUAUCAGACACUGUCCUAUGUGAUCCGUCACUAGCAGAUGUCAGAAUCUUCUGGGGACUGGAUCACCCCUACGAGACUAUCAUCUCAAAAGACGCAGCAGUGAAGAAGGAGAACCACCCUAUCCCGUGGAAGGAAGUGAAGUGUGUGCUUUGGUUCCUUAACACAGACGACAGCUAUGGCCAAAACCCCGAGAGCAGCUGCCUGAGAACGGUUGUUCAGAAUUUCUUCGAGUACAUGGCCAUCAGAAUAAUGGAGGGCGAUGGUCUCUGUGAGAUCCGAGUGAUUAUAACCAUGAACAACAUCAGAUUCUCACAGCUGCAGGUUGAGAAGCUGGGCCGGGAUUGCUUCUUCUUCCUUACAGCGUCUUUCCCGCACGACGAGACGAGUUUCGGCCACUUCGUGGACACUUUAUCCAUUCAAAAGCCGAUGGUAGUCUCCAGACCCAUCUCCUAUGUCUUUGAUAUGCGACCACCUACGAAUAUCCAGUUCGGUGACCACUCAUGACUCGACAAGAAGAUGAAUAUCCAGUUCUGUCUCGGUUACUCUCUCUAACUUAAAAGCCAAUCAGUUUCGUCUGGUUUGACUUGUCGUAGAACCCAACUAAAGAUGGUUUUGGUUCCCCUUAAAACUCUAUUUGGUAGAGAUAUUAGCAGCAGAAAUGUUUAUCUAGUGAUAAUUUCUACUUCCGAGACCAGGCGUAAAUGGAACUUUUUUUUUUUUUUGCGGCUAACCAUCACAUUAACAACUUUCUUUUUUGGAUGUUUGGUAUGACGAAUUUGUUGACCUCCAAAACCGGAUUUCUCAAUAUUCCCUGAUUGGGCCGGUUUACAAGCAUCUAAACCGGAUCAGAAGGUCAUGAAACCAUUCUUAUUUGGAGGACAGAGAGAGGGAGCGACGGCGAUGUCGAUGGCGGCGAUGGCGAGAGGAGAAGCAUUGAUCGCGUACAGAGCUCUGCUGAGGGCGACACGGAAAUCGUUCGCCGGAGACACGGAGAUGCUGUCGGCUUCUGCGGCUGAGAUCCGUAAGAAGUUCGAAGAGAAUCGCAACGUCUCCUCGGAGUCGGAUAUCCCUCGCCUUCUCGAAGAGGCCCGUGAGGCCGCUCAUUUCAUCUCCACCAUGAUCGUCCAAGCCCGCCUUAACGACCGUGGCGGCUAUGAGGUUAAAGCAAGUAAGGAACAUGCUGGAGCCACGCUCGAGGUUCCGUCGGAGGAGAUGCUUCGGAAGUCUGUAAAGUGAGUGUUACGACUUGUCGGAUGUAGCUCCGUUUUCUACUGGAUUCGAAGAAUUAGACGCAAAAGUAAGAAAUUUUGUUUUUAUGCUGAGUGUUUUCUCUUCAAAUUCAAACAAUCAGGUUUUAUGAAUAAGAACCCUUUUUUCUAUU